AUGCCGAACGCCUCCGUCGUGAGCGCGGCGCUGCAGACGCUCGUGUACGGCGGCGCGGCGUCGUACGGGCUGUACAACAGUCUGUUCAACGUCGAGGGCGGGCACCGGGCGAUCGUGUACAAUCGAUUCGUCGGGGUGAAGGACAAGGUGUACGCGGAGGGGACGCACUUCAUGAUCCCUUGGGUCGAGAGGCCGUACGUGUACGACGUCAGGGCGCGCGCGCAUCAGGUGAACUCGCAGAGCGGAUCGAGAGAUUUGCAGAUGGUGAACAUAUCGAUUCGCGUGCUGACGCGGCCGGACGCGGGUAAGCUGCCGGAGGUGUAUCGAACGCUCGGGAUGGAUUUCAACGAACGCGUGCUGCCGAGCGUGAUUCACGAAACGGUGAAGAGCGUCGUGGCGCAACACAACGCGAGCGAGUUGAUCACGAAACGGGAACAAGUGUCGUUGUCUAUUAGACAUCUUUUGAAGCAGCGAGCGGCGCAGUUUAAUAUGGUGCUAGACGACGUCUCGCUCACGGCGUUGACGUUUGGGAGAGAGUACACCGCGGCCAUCGAGAGUAAGCAAGUGGCGCAACAGGAGGCGGAGCGCGCCAAGUUCGUCGUCGAUAAGGCGAGACAAGACAAGCUUUCGGCGGUGAUUCAGGCGGAGGGUGAAGCGAAAUCCGCCAAGCUCAUCGGCGAAGCCAUCGCGAACAAUCCGGCGUUUUUAACCUUGCGUAAAAUUGAAGCCGCGCGCGCCAUCGCUCAAACCAUGGCCAACUCCAACAAUCGCGUCAUGCUCAGCGCGGAUUCUCUGUUGUUGAACCUUCAAGACGACAAGCCUGCCGAUAAGAAGUAA
Messenger RNA from Ostreococcus lucimarinus CCE9901, 837 nucleotides. RefSeq lists its product with no specific name. Gene Ontology annotation, cellular component: membrane; mitochondrion. The transcript has 2 exons. The record is from RefSeq and is a predicted model, not a curated record. Bases 1 to 837 code for a protein of 278 amino acids. NCBI's taxonomy places the organism in Eukaryota, Viridiplantae, Chlorophyta, Mamiellophyceae, Mamiellales, Bathycoccaceae. Gene Ontology annotation, biological process: mitochondrion organization.